This is a messenger RNA of Populus nigra (black poplar), 1741 nucleotides long. RefSeq names its product ceramide synthase 1 LOH3-like. Lineage: Eukaryota; Viridiplantae; Streptophyta; Magnoliopsida; Malpighiales; Salicaceae. Gene Ontology annotation, biological process: ceramide biosynthetic process. Gene Ontology annotation, molecular function: sphingosine N-acyltransferase activity. The coding region runs from base 401 to 1327 and encodes 308 amino acids. The record is from RefSeq and is a predicted model, not a curated record. Gene Ontology annotation, cellular component: endoplasmic reticulum; membrane. The transcript is spliced from 7 exons.
CUGUGUAAAUUAAUUUUGGGAAUUCAAGUGAGAAGAUUCUUGCAAAUUGGUUGACAGAAGGAUUUAAUUGAAGAUCCAGUAUACGUUGGAGACUAAAUUGUUUACAAAUAUUCAUUGGGAUCUAAAUGAGAGGAAAAAAUAAUAAUCUGUGGACUCAUCCGAGGCAAUCUGUAGUAUGUUUCCGUGAAUUCUCACUUCUUCGACAGAAUCACCGCACCCUUUUUUAGAAAGACACAGAGUAAACGUAUGAGACCAAGGUAAAAGAGAGAGAGCGAGAGAGAGCGAGAGAGCGAGAGAGAGGCAUUAGCUUUGCUAGUGUUUUUGUGUAUGUGAUUUUACAAAAACGCUAGAAAAAUCCAAUCUUGGAUAAAUCGGAAGGAAGAAAAGGUCAAAACCCGAGAUGGGUUUCAUGGAAUACGCGAAAUCAAUCCAAUGGGAACAUGAAUCUUAUCCAGCUUAUGAAGAUUACAUUGUCCUUCCACUUUUUUCUCUCUUUUUCACCUUUGUUCGAUUCUUUCUCGACAGAUUUGUCUUCCAGAAACUAGCAGAACGCUUGAUUUUUGGAAAGGAGCAUCAGAUGCUGGAUGCUCAGCCAGAUGACAGAAGGAAGAAGAUAGGAAAAUUCAAGGAGUCAGCUUGGAAAUGCAUAUAUUUUCUUUCAGCAGAAAUUCUGGUUUUGUAUGUUACUUAUGAUGAGCCUUGGUUUGGUAAUACAAAAUAUUUUUGGGUAGGGCCAGGAAGUCAGGUCUGGCCAGACCAAAAAAUGAAGUUAAAAUUGAAAGGAGCAUAUAUGUAUGCUGCUGGAUUUUACACGUACUCCAUAUUUGCUCUGAUUUUUUGGGAGACAAGGCGUUCAGAUUUUGGGGUGUCCAUGAGUCAUCAUGUUGCCACUGUCAUUCUCAUUGUGCUGUCCUACAUAUUAAGGUUUGGUCGUGCUGGCUCAAUUGUUUUAGCUAUUCAUGAUGCUAGUGAUGUAUUUUUAGAGGUAGGAAAGAUGUCCAAAUACAGUGGUGCUGAAGGGAUUGCUAGCUUUGCAUUUAUUCUUUUUGUUUUGUCUUGGAUCUUGCUGCGGCUCAUUUACUAUCCGUUCUGGGUCCUUUGGAGUACAAGCUAUGAAGUUCUCCUGAACUUGGACAAGGAAAAACACGCAGUGGAUGGUCCAAUCUAUUAUUAUGUGUUCAACACUCUCCUUUACGGCUUGCUUGUUCUACAUAUUUAUUGGUGGGUCCUGAUGUAUCGGAUGCUUGUUAAGCAAAUCCAAGCAAGGGGCCAACUUAGUGAUGAUGUUCGAUCAGAUUCUGAGGGCGAAGAUGAACAUGAAGAUUGAUAAAAAACUAGACUAGUGAUACUAAGAAAUAGUCUGAUGAAGCACGAUUGUGGUUUCAAAUACUGGAGGUGUUCUUUUCCGAAGAUGGAACAUGAUCAGAAACUUAUCUCUCGAUCAAGGGCCUGUGUAGAUUUAAGAUCGGAUGCCAAAGCAGGAGGGAAAGAUAAGAAUAGGAAAAUAGUUUUGAUUAUUCAUUCGCCACGUCGGAUUUGAUUUUUCUCGCCAAUGAUUUGUUGUAAGAAAAACUUACCAUAGUUGUAAGACUUGGGUCUGCUGCCAUUUUUUAGGGUUUAUUGUUGAUCUCUCUCUCUUGCCCCAAGGAAACUAACCUUGUUUUGAAUCAAGACAUUGUUAAUUGAUUUUGAUGAACUGUUCAUGUAUGUUUAGACAUUAUUGUUAACUGAUUUUGAUUAA